Messenger RNA from Cuscuta campestris, 2711 nucleotides. NCBI's taxonomy places the organism in Eukaryota, Viridiplantae, Streptophyta, Magnoliopsida, Solanales, Convolvulaceae. The record is from the annotation of a GenBank genome assembly.
GGUAUGGUGCUCUGAUGGUACACGGUGAUGGUCAAGUGGCACCACUUGAUAGGCGUAAAACACCGCCCCUUGGCGUGAUAGUGACGGUGGUGAUUCAUGGUGGCGUGACAUCAUGGAAAUUCUCAACAAGCACCGAAAAUGGUUGGCACGACACCCUUCUUGGAGAACAAUGUUAAGAACCUUGAGAGGAGGAGAUCUUUUGAGAAUACACACACAAAAAUUAUCAUCAAAAUUCCUCACGUAAAUUUUCAUGGUAUCAGAGCAGUAGACCUGGGAGACCUGGUCCGAUCGAAGCUACAUGGUCGAGGUUGCGACGGAAAAUCCCUUUUCAAAAGGCACCGGUGAAGAAGAAAUCAUAAAGGUAAGCCCUUAUGAACUAAAAUCAGUGGAUACCCCCGCGUUGGUGAUUACACAAAUCAAAUUGACUGGAGACAAUUACGAAGAAUGGGCUCGGGCCGUGCGCAUCGCACUCCGUGCCAAACGAAAAUUUGGCUUCGUUGACGGGUCUAUUCCUUUGCCCGAAGACGAUGAAGAAAAAGCUGAGGAAUGGUGGAUCGUCAACGCCAUGUUGGUGUCCUGGAUCUUUAAUACUAUAGAUGGUUCUCUUCGAAACUCCAUCACACAAGUCGAAGAAGCGGCGCUGUUAUGGAACGACAUACAAGAACGGUUCUCGGUGGCAAACGGACCGCGGGUUAACCAACUCAAAAAGGAACUGGCAAAUUGCAGACAAAAUGGGCAGUCCAUCACCUCUUAUUAUGGCAGAAUGAAGAGCAUAUGGGACAAGUUGGGAAGCAUCGAAAACCUUCCCGCAUGCGCGAAAUGCCGUGCGUGUAAGUGUGGGACAAUCAAAACGAUCGAGACCCAAAAGGAGGAAGAGAAGGUGCAUCAGUUCUUAAUGGGACUCGAUAAUGAAGGAUAUAGCGGCGUACGUUCUAACAUCCUAAGCACCGUCCCGAUCGCACCCCUUAACCGUGUGUACUCAACAAUUAUACAACAAGAAGGUGUUCUCAAAGUGACCACCCAAGAGGAGGAGAAAAACCCGGUCAGUUUUGCCGUGGUUGGUCGUACGGAUCGGGAUCGUGCUAACCGGGACAUAACUAGAGAUGUUAGAUGCAAACACUGCGGCGUCACUGGACAUGAAAUCAGCGGCUGUUUUCAACUCAUCGGCUACCCGGAGUGGUGGGGCGAUAGGCCGCGGGGACAAAUUGGCGGGCGAGGAGGAGGCCGGAACGGUCGCGGAGGAGGACGGCAGGGGGGCAGGACUGGCACACCGGGUGGUCGAAACAACCGGACCACUGGAACUGGAGCUGGUUUCGGUGCCACUACCACGGCUCACACAGCUCGUGCAGAGAAGGGAAAGGGAGACAACGAAGGAUUCACGUCCGAGCAAUGGAGCACUUUGAUGAACCUUUUAAAAGAAAAGGAUAUUCCUCUGGAAAACAAAUUUUCAGUAAACUUGGAAAACACGUCCGAACCACCCCUCGUCAACAACGACGAGGAUCACCCGUCCUCUCGCACCACAGCACAGCCGGCCAACAUCGCCACCGAUACACCUGCCACCGAAACCAGCCUUGAACCCGAAAACAGCCCUGAAAACAGCCCCGAACCCGUACACAGCCCUGAUCCCAUCCCUCUGCGCCGAAGUACCCGCGAAAGACAACCCUCCACCCGACUUCGUGACUUUGUUGUCCACGUUAUUCAAGGACCCGCGGGCGCCUCCCCGCCUUCGAUUUUGUCCUCAGUUGCUCUCAGCAGAUUUUUGUCAAAGAUUGCUGAUCGAGCGACACCAUUCUGUAAGACAAUCAAGAAAGCCAAAGGGUUUGCAUGGACGGAAGAUUGCCAGCGGUCACUUGAAGCGUUGAAGGCCUAUCGCCUCUCCCUACCAGUGCUUUCAAAGCCGAAGCCAGGGGAGACAUUGUACCUAUACCAGGGUGUCUCUCCCCACGCUGUGAGCUCAGUGCUUCUCAGGGAAGAGGAUGGUAUACAGCAGCCAGUGUACUACGUAGCCAGAGUGUUGAGGGGAGCAGAGCUAAGGCUUAUGGUCAGCCGCAUAUUAGGAGAGCUUGAAGCAAAAGAUGAGAAAAUGAAAAAAUAUCGGGAUGCAGCCUUGGACCUCCUUAGAGGUUUUGCCGCUUACCAGUGGAGCAUGUCACCCGAGAAGACAACACUGAGGAAAGAUUGGGUGGAGGAGCUACCAUACAUUAUAUGGACUUAUCAAACUGCUCCGAGGAAAACAACUCAAGAGACGUUGUUUUCCCUAACCUACGGGUUUGAGGCAAGGGCCCUCACGGAGAUCUCACUACUGAGUUAUCGGGUGGAAAAUUUUGAUGCGAAAGACAAUGAGAGAAACCUAGUAGCAGAACUCCACUUGAUCGACGAGAGAAGAGAAAGGUCCUACAUGCGAGCUGAGAACUACCAUCGGCAAGUCAAGACAUAUCACGACCAGAGAGUCUGACCCAGGCUAUUCCAGCAAGGAUAUUGGGUUUUGAGGAAAAGGAAAUUCAACAAGCCAACCGAGGAAGAAAAGUUUGUAAAGAACUACGAAGGACCCUUACAUCAUAAAGGGGGUGUUGGUGGACGGAACCUACCAAUUACAAACCCCAAGUGGGGGAGAUGUCCUAUAUCUUUGGAAUAGAAAAAAUUUGACCAGAUUUUAUUAGUUACUUGCAAUGAAUGUACUCCAUUAUUACCAAUGAAUGAACUUAAUUUGA